CACCCCAGAGGAAAAUCGACCAGGAACGUAUCGAUCCACGGAGAGGAAAGAAAGUGUUUCUUGGUGGUUGUUAAAAAAAAAAAGAAAAAAAAAAAAAAAAGAAUUCCACUUCGAUUUGAGAACGAAUCUUCCAUUUGUUCUGGGGAACGUAGGGGAACGGAAGGAGCGUAGAUGAGUUCUGCUGUCCGCGUCCCCGGUGGAAAAGUGGGAUAUCGAGGGCCGGUUUCGAUUUUUAAAUGGAAGGCUUUCGGGGUGGAUUGAACAGUCCACGACACAAGAAGGAACCUCUACUUCUAUGCUGGCGAACUUACUUGUUUCAGGUCAUGCAAGCGAAAACGGCCCACUUUAAUACCAAAUUUAAAGUUUCUACUUUCCGUUAAAUCGACGACACUACUUACCAAAGGUACGACCUGGGGUUGUGUCGGGGUAGCUAGCAAAACGUCUGUGAACGGUGGAGAAGAGACUAGAGAGGCGGAGAGAGAGCGAGCGAAGAGAGUGGAGAGCGGAAAGUGUUGUAGAAGAAAAAGAAGAAGAGGAAGUCGAGAGAGUGUAGGCGCAGGCGCCGUAGGUGAUGUGAGGCUGGCGCCCGCCUCACGUUUGGGGUGAUGCCCUCCAGUGAGCCUCAUCCCCCCCAGUACCACCUUCAGCACCACAACAUUCCUCCCUCGCAUCUCCAGCAGCACACGUCGGCCGCGAUCGGGCAACAUCAGCUCUACCAACAGCUGGUGGCGGCCCAUCAACAGCACCAGCAACAACAGCAGCAGCAGCAGCAGAGACAGCAGCAACACGGCGGUCCCUUCCAAAAUUCCACGUACACGCAGCAAAAGCAAGAGAUGAGCCCGGAGGAGGAGGGGGGUCGAGGGGGCGGGUCCCCCCCGGCAGCAGGGGCUGCGUUACACCAGCCCCACCACCCCCGGACGGCCAGUCCACCCUCGGGCACGGAACCCUGCACCCGCGAUGCCAUACCAACGCCCACACCGAUCGCGGAUACCACAACCACCACCACCACCACCACCAUGACCAUGCAGUCGCAGGGCCAGCAACAGCAACAACAGGAGCAACAAGGACCAAGCCCUAGUCCCAGUCCAACAGGUGGCGACGUGGAAAAAUUUGACGGGAAGAUCGUGUACAAUCCGGACGGCUCGGCGUACAUCAUCGAGGGAGAGAGCGAGCUGAGCGAGGACGACUCGUUGCCAGACGGUUGCAUCGUGGACGGCCGCGGGGUCUCGGUCCCCCAUUCUCUCGUAUUUCCUCAGAUCGCGAGCGCGUAUUACGUAUCGAGAUUAUACGCGCACCAAGCGUACCAACAGCAGCAACAACAGCAGCAACAACGCUCGGCUGCGCAACAACAUAAUGCUGAUCUCCCUGUGAUGCACAGUUAUCGAGUAAUAAGUUACAGAAGCGCGGAGGGUAGCAAACAGCCGCCCCCGCCUCCAGCGGCGCCACCACCUCCCGCCGCCUCGGUACCCGUCAAACCUAUCCUCAUGUGCUUCAUAUGCAAGCUGAGCUUCGGUUACGCGAAGAGUUUCGUGGCGCACGCCCAGGGCGAACAUCAGCUCACCUUGAUGGAAGACGAGCGACAGAUACUCUCGCAUUCGACCGCGUCGGCUAUCAUACAGGCGGUGGGCAGGGGAAAGCAACCGCUGGUCAGUUUUCUGGAACCUGUGACGAGUUCCACUUGCCCGCAACCGUCGGCCGCGCAAAUGCAGAACCAGCAACAACAGCAGCGCACCGAGUCCACGGAUCACGAAACGCCGACCACGACCAGCACGCCUGCCAGCACUCCCGGAGUACCGAGCAGCCCCCAGCAGCAACAGCAGCAGCAACAACCGCAGAGGCCAUCCCCGAGCACACCCACCACUCCCACCUCACACUCGAAUCAUCCUCUCGCGUACAAUCAUCAACAACCGCAGCAACACCAGUGGACAGGCGGUCAGGUCAGCGCCGCUUCUUGGGCCAAAGCGCCAGACGCUUCCGGCAUGCAUUACACAUCACCACCGCCACCCAGUUCAUCGACCAAGGGCUCGCCGUCUUCGUACGCCGCGUUGACCCAGCAGCCACCGAAUUUCCUCACUGGCACGACUAUCGGCGUCUGCCCUGAACACAUGCAAGGAAGACCUAGUGGAGUCGAGUGCCCGAAAUGCGAAUUGAUCCUUGCCAGCAGCAGAUUAGCCGGCCCGGGUGGACCUCUGGCCGGCAUCCACAGUAGGAACUCGUGCAAAACUCUCAAAUGUCCGAAAUGCAAUUGGCAUUACAAGUAUCAAGAGACACUAGAGAUACACAUGAAGGAGAAGCAUCCCGAGAGCGAGACAUCCUGCAUCUAUUGCAUCGCCGGGCAACCUCAUCCGAGGUUAGCUCGUGGCGAGACAUACACCUGCGGAUACAAGCCCUACAGAUGCGAGGUGUGCAACUAUUCCACCACGACGAAAGGUAAUCUCAGUAUUCACAUGCAGAGCGACAAACACUUGAACAACAUGCAAGAGCUUCAGCAAGGCGGAGGUGGCGGUUCAACUGCGAGCAAUCCAUCGUCCUCGCAGGACGCGCCGAUGCCAACGAGAAGUCCCCAUCACCAGCAGAACCACAGUCCGCACAUAACCGGUCAGGCUGGGAACCAAGGGAAGCCUAAACCGACGUUUCGCUGCGACGUGUGCAACUACGAGACGAACGUCGCGCGUAACCUCAGGAUACACAUGACUAGCGAGAAGCAUACGCACAAUAUGCUGGUCCUCCAGCAGAACGUGAAGCACAUGCAGACUCUGUCCGCGCUUCAAUCCCAUCACCAGCAGGCCCAGCACCAUCAUCAACAAGCGCAACAGCAACACCAACAACAACUCGAGCAGCUGCUUCAUCUAGGCGGUUUGGACAAGCCCCAACACGCGGAGGCUGCCCUCGCGGACAUGGCUUACAAUCAAGCUUUGUUGAUCCAGAUGAUGACCGGUGGCCAGUUACCACCGCAGCUACCACCAGAGAUUAUGGGCGGCAUGGCGAGCAUGGGCGCCAUGGGCAACCUCGGUGGCGACGGUCUGUCACCCGACAGUAUGGACCCACCGCCUGAACCAGCGGACCCUGACCCCUCUCAUCUCUAUCACUGCUGCGUGUGCAACAAUUUUGCCACCGAUUCGUUGGAGGCUCUCGGCCACCAUUUGGCCGUGGACCGGACGAGGACGCGAGAGGGCGAGAUCCUCGCCCUGGUCGCUGGCCACUUCGUCUGCAAACUUUGUUCCUAUAAAACCAACCUGAAGGCGAAUUUCCAAUUGCACUGCAAGACGGACAAACACCUCCAACGUCUGCAGCACGUGAACCACGUGAAGGAGGGCGGGCUACGAAACGAGUGGAAAUUGAAGUAUUUGGCCUCGCCCACUAGCGCCGCGCAAUUACGUUGUCACGCGUGCGACUAUUACACGAACAGUGCGCACAAAUUGGCGCUGCACGCAGCCUCGCCGAGGCACGAGGCCGCGUCUCUGCUCCUUCGCCACUUGCUCGAGGCAAGCGCGAAUAUCCCAUCCCAGGCCAAGUUGUAUCAUUGCGCUUUGUGCGGGUUCAGCGCGAGGCACAGAUUGCCGUUGCUGCAGCACGUUCGUUCGCUGAGACACCUUCAGAUGGAGCAAUUGCAUCAGCUUCAUCGGCGGAGCGGUAUACAGGGGAACGAAACACCGCACACCGAUAUCGGUGACGUUUUUCAGGUUAUGAGCGACCCCGACGCCCCACCUGCGCAACAGCCGAGUCCCACCGCGCCGACCACACCGAAUGCUACCAGUGCCAACAAUGACCGACGAGAGGAAGGUAGCGACUGCGGCAGCGAGGUGAAGCAGGAGCCGGAUAACGAUCAGGAAACUGAACAAGAGCCGGAGAACGAUCACGAGGAAGUCACCUGCCCGUAUUGCACUUAUCAGCCGACGUCGCGCGAGGAAUUGAGGCAGCAUUUGCAAGUUGCUCAUGUCCAGGACGCCGAGGACAAAGCGGAGGCCGUAAAGGAGGAGCCGCCUCCGGAAUUGUUGUGCCCGCUGUGCCAGGACGGGUUCAAAGAGCGUUCCGCGCUCGAGAAGCACGUGAUGCAAAUACACUCGGUGAACGCGGACGGUUUACAACGUCUUCUGCUGCUGGUUGACCAGAGCCAUUGGCUGAACAACAAUCCGCGGAACACCUCGACGCCGGCCGUGGCAAUGCCGUCCUCACCGACCACCACCAUCAAGCAGCCGCAGGAGGAGGAUUUGAGCGAGCGCGGGGCCAACGAGGAGAUCGAGGAGAUCACGAGAUGCACCGUUUGCGGCCGUGUUUGCCGCUCGUUGGAGGAGCUGCAGCAACACCACAGGGAGAUCCAUCCUGCCACUACGCCCACGCUCGCCGUCAGCGAGAAACACGUAUACAAGUAUCGAUGCGGCCAGUGCAGCCUCGCGUUCAAGACGCUGGAGAAGUUGCAACAGCACUCGCAAUAUCACGCCAUCAGGGACGCGACCAAGUGCGCCCUCUGCGGAAGAUCGUUUCGCUCGGUGCAGGCGCUCCAAAGACACCUCGAAUCCGCCCACGCGGAUCUCCACGAGGACGAGUUGGCCCAGUACAAGCAGAGCUUGUUGCACGCCCAUCCGCUCCUCCAGGCGCUCACGGAGGAGGCGCUGCGCAGGCAGGGCAGCCUCGUCGGGGAGCAGAACGUCGAGGACGAUGCUAGCAAGGCGGAAGAGGAGGAGAGCGACGCGAGCGACUCGUCGCCAUUGCACAAGGAGCAACGCCUUCUGGAGGAUUACCUGAACAGCCAGCCGGUAGCCGAGGAUUCUUAUCACGAUCCAGGGAGAAAGUUCAAGUGUCAUCGUUGCAAAGUCGCGUUCACAAGGCAGAGUUACUUGACAGGUCACAACAAGACGUUGCUGCAUCGCAAAGGGGAGAAAAUGUCUUACCCUAUGGAGAAGUAUCUGGAUCCGAAUAGACCGUACAAGUGCGAUGUUUGCAAAGAGAGUUUCACUCAGAAGAAUAUUCUCCUCGUCCAUUACAAUAGCGUGAGCCAUCUGCACAAAUUGAAGAGGGCCAUGCAAGAGCAAGGUAACAACAACACGUUGAUCUCCGUGGUUCCACCUGCCAGUCCGACAGAAUCGCCAGAUUCUCAGCAAGAUCAGGACAAGAAACCGUACAAAUGUAACAUAUGCAAGGUAGCCUAUUCCCAAGGUAGCACUUUGGACAUUCACAUGAGGAGCGUGCUCCAUCAGACCAGGGCCAGUAAAUUACCAGAUCUCGCUGCGAGCGGCCAACUCGACCUCGCGCGUCCCCUGAUCGAACAGCCUCCACCUAGCAGCCCUAAUAGUCCACCUGUCAACACCAGCACUUCCGGGAAUAGCGGUGCAAUGCUGUCCUGUCCUCGCUGCAGCGCUCUCUUUGUGAACCAAGAGCAGCUCGCCACCCAUCAACAACUGUAUUGCAUCUUCAGUAAUCCUUUGGCGUUGUUUCAACAAUUGGCGGCUUCGCAACAGCUCGCUUCGUCCGCGCCAGCGAAAACACCGCCUCCAACCUCCACAACGCCGGGUCCUCAGCAGCACAUGCAGCAGAGUGCACAACACUCCACGCAAACCGCCCAGGACAUCCUCUCUCAGCCCCGUCACAAGACGUCACAGAUGUACAAGCAUCUUUUGGAGAGCUUUGGCUUCGAUCUGGUGAUGCAGUUCAACGAGAAUCACCAAAGGCGUCAGCGCAAGGAGGAGGAGGCGGCAGCUGCGCUUCAGGCCCAGCAGGAACAACAGAAGCAGGAGCAACAGAAACAAGCCCUCGCCGCUCAAGCUGCUCGGGAGAGAGAGGAAGAAGCCGAGGAGCACACGGAUGAUGACGUUAUACCGGAAUUGACCAGAAGCACCUGCCAACAUUGCAACAAAGAAUUCAGCAGCGUUUGGGUGCUGAAGGCACAUUGCGAGGAGGUGCACCGCGACUUGGUGCCUCGAGAAUUCUUAGAGAAAUACGCUCAACAGUUCAAGUGUGAAUACGAGAAGAAAAGCGUGGUGGUGACAGUUGCAACGUCCUCUUCCACGUCAUCUGGGCCCAGAAGUUCGACACCAGCUUCUGGCCAACCGCAAGAUCUCAGUUCGGACAAAGAGCAACGAGAGAAAGUGAAGGAGGAGAUUAUCGAGAACAAGGAUAGAAUCAGUAAAACGCCAGAAGCUACUUCCACGACACCAGCGACCACUCCAGCUCUGAGCAAUACUCCAGUGUCGAGUACUGAUUCCACCACACCCACUGUGUUGCCAACCAAUCCUCAGCAUCACAUUCAACAGCAUCAGCAGCAACAGCAGCAGCAGCAACAACAGCAGCAGCAGCAGCAUCAACAACAACAACAACAGCAGCAGCAGCAACAGCAGCAACAACACGCUCAACUGACUUUGGCACAACAAAUGACGGAAAUGCAAGCUGCUCUGAACGCUAUGGCCGCAUCUCAGCUGCAACAACAGCUUCAACAGUAUCCUGGAUUGAUGAUGGGUAUGAUGGGAUUACCGCUUGGAUUAAAUGUUCCUGCUUUGGCUGCUAUGAAUCUUCAACCCCCAUUGGUGCCAAUGAUGUUACCGCCACCACCGUACGAUGGUACAGCCACCGGAUAUCCGCCUAUUAAUGCUCAAGCUGAUCUCCUAGCCAAACAACAUCUCGCCUUGCAGCAGCAACAAGCAGCAGCCGCAAACGCGGCUGCCUCGCAGAAACGAGCGCGAACACGCAUUACCGACGAACAGCUAAAGAUAUUACGGGCGCAUUUCGACAUCAAUAAUUCCCCCGGCGAGGAGCAGAUUCUAGACAUGGCUGCCCAAAGCGGUCUACCGCCCAAAGUGAUCAAACACUGGUUCAGGAACACGUUGUUCAAAGAACGGCAGCGCAACAAGGACAGCCCUUACAACUUCAACAAUCCGCCUAGCACGACCCUGAAUCUCGAGGAAUACGAGAAAACGGGGGAGGCGAAGGUGACGCCGUUGAAUUCGAGCGUGUCCGGGAGCAGUUCCUCGGACGACAAAAGCCCAAACAAACAGGCGACCCCGCCACCCACGGCCACGUCAGUCAACACGUCCCAGCCAGCCGAUAUAAAGCAAGAAAUUCAAGAGCAGCCGCAGUGCCACGUGCAGCAACAGUCUCAGCAUCAGGAGGAGCAACAACAUCACUCGCCCGGAAGUUCGGGCGGGCAACAGUCGAGACCGCACUCACCGGCGCUGAGCAUGAGCUCGGUAUUCUCUGGCAUCCAUCACGACGUGUCGACGCACGCGCCAUCAGCCACCAGCACCCCAAGUGCCCCGAUGUUACCGCCAAAACUGGCGCCCCAAAAUUUCGCCAGUCCUAAUUCGGGGACGAGUAGCGUGGUGGCCAGUCCGAUUGCGGCGAUGGCGUUGACGCCUCAGAGAUCUCUGAGCCCUGGCCGCGGGCCGACCGAUUAUUCGUUCGGUGGAAGCGCGAACGGAAGUAAUUCGUCAGGCGGGAGUUCGGGGAAACGUGCGAAUCGGACAAGAUUCACCGAUUAUCAAAUCAAAGUGCUGCAAGAGUUCUUCGAAAACAACGCGUACCCGAAGGACGACGACCUGGAAUACUUGAGCAAACUGCUGGGAUUGAGCCCGCGCGUGAUCGUGGUUUGGUUCCAAAACGCUAGGCAGAAAGCCCGAAAGGUGUACGAGAAUCAGCCAGCCGCUGAGCCAGUGACACCGGGGGGCCGCGAGGGUGACGACGGUUCGGGCCGCUUCCAGCGGACCCCAGGCUUGAAUUACCAAUGCAAGAAGUGUUUGCUGGUGUUUCAGAGAUACUACGAGCUCAUUCGUCAUCAGAAGACGCACUGCUUCAAGGAGGAGGACGCGAAGAGGAGCGCCCAAGCGCAGGCGGCCGCGGCCCAAGUAGCCGCGGUUCUCAGUUCCGAAGACAGCAACAGCAGCUCGACCACCACCACUGCUAACGCAGUCUCCACCAAUCCUACGAGCGCGCCCGCCCUCGCGGAACAGUUGCAACAACCGUUGAACACAGCUACGCCGCCCCAUCAUCAGCAACAGGCGAUGGGACAGUCGCAUCAACAAUCGCAGCAGCAGCAACAGCAACAACAACAGCAGCAGCAGCAGCAGCAGCAACAACAACAACAACAGCAGUCGCAGACUGAGUCGAAGGAGGGUAGCUUUCAGUGCGACAAAUGCAAUCUGAUGUUCGGACGAUUCGAACUGUGGCGCGAGCAUCAGCUGGUACAUAUCAUGAACCCGUCCCUCUUCCCACCCGCUUAUCCACCGGACUCACCCUUCGGGAUCCUGCAACAGCAGGCGUUGAACGCUACCACGGGAGUGGCGACCGACGCUCCCCACCCGUUGAUAGCGAUGAUGCAGGAUAGAAAGAGGAAAUACGAGGAUUUCGACGAGGGGACAGGUGGCGAAUCGCGAUCGAAUUCCGAGCACAGCGAGCAGCCCAAAGACAAACGACUGAGAACAACCAUACUGCCCGAACAAUUGGAUUACUUGUAUCAGAAGUACCAGGUCGAGUCGAAUCCAUCGAGAAAGAUGUUGGAGACCAUAGCUCGCGAGGUCGGUUUGAAGAAGCGCGUGGUGCAAGUAUGGUUUCAAAAUACUCGCGCCCGCGAACGAAAGGGCCAGUUCCGCGCGCACAGCCAGGUGAUCAACAAGCGUUGCCCCUUCUGUCCAGCCUUGUUCAAGGUGAAAUCCGCCUUGGAGUCGCAUCUCAGCAGCAAACACGCCGACCAGGUGGCGCGUGGCGAGGUCAAUAUCGACAAUAUCCCGGACGAGGAGCUGUCGAUGGAGUCCGCUCCCUCGAACCCUAGCACGCCCAACAUGAUGCCUCCCCUCUUCCCACCGUUCAACACCGACAUGGAGGCGUCGUUGAAAAAGUACUACGAGGAGUCGAUGAAGCGAUACAUCAGCGAGUUGCAGGCCCACGCCAGCAACGGGAAACAAGAGACGGCGAAUCAUCAGGCGAGCAGCAACAGCGGCGAAUCUCCUCUGGAUCUGAGCAAACCUGUCGACCUUAGCCGCCCCAUGAAACUGAACCUCGGCGGGCUGGGCAAUCUCCUCGACGAGCAACACGGCGCUCAUUUCCGCGGCGGUAGCGAUUGCGGCCCUCUUACCGAUCUUUCCGAAAGAAGCAUCUGCGAUGACGACAGCAUGAGCGAGACUACGGAGUUCCUAGACGACGAGAGCGGACCCGCGAGCCCUGCCUCGAGCACGCAAAGCUCGAGACAGGGCCCGGCUUCCGCGGGAGCUGGAAGCACACCUGGCCCACCUGUCACCGGAGCAAGCAGUGGUACAGGCCAAUCGAGCGGCAAGAGAUAUCGAACCCAGAUGUCCGCCACCCAAGUGAAGGUGAUGAAGUCACUGUUCUCGGACUACAAGACGCCUACGAUGGCCGAAUGCGAGAUGCUGGGGCGCGAAAUCGGCCUGCCCAAGCGCGUCGUCCAGGUUUGGUUCCAGAACGCCCGCGCCAAGGAGAAGAAGGCGAGACUGGCCGCGGGUCUGCCCGCCGAGGGCUCGGCCGUCCAACCGAAUCGCGGCCCGACCGGGCCCGACGAGUGCAGGCUAUGCUCGGUCCGAUACUCGGCGAAAUCGCCGCUCCAGGAGCACGUAUUCUCGCGGCGACACAUCGAGUCGGUGCGUGUCGCCGUCGAGGAAGGUAGCCUCGUGCCGCCAACACCCGGCGCGCCGAUCGUUCCUGGCGGCAACACGAGCGCAGCGGGGAUCGGUGGCUCGCCGGUGGUCGGCAACCAGCAGCAGCAGCAGCAGCAACAGCAGCAGCAAUCGGACGAAAACAUGAUGUACGGAUCCUUGUUCCUCCAUCCAACGGCGAUGUUCCAGCCACAGCAACAGCAACACCCGGGCGCCGCAGCGGCAAGCACGGCUACCACCACGGCCGGUGAGUGUCUGGCUGACCUCUUAGACUCGUAAACGAUCGUUUUGGCUUCGCGUCUCGUUCGAAAUUCUUAACGAUCCUUUCUUUCCUUUUUAGUCGAUCGAAGAGAGAAUCGUCUUCUUUCUCUCUUCGCGUUAUUAUAAAUUUCUCUUUUUUUUUAUAUCGUGUUUUGUAUUGUCGAACGAAAUCGAACACUAAAUGAUAGUACGAGAUAGUACGAUUUGUUUUGUCAAUGCUGCCUUUUUAUUACAUUUGGGAUGGAAAUUAAUGAUUAUUAUUCGUUUUUUUGCUUUUUAUUAUUAUCGUCGCAACAACGAACCUGAAUUUCGAACCCGCGCGAGUCAUCGUCGUUUGUAUGUUGUGCACGUGUCCCUUUUUUUUUUUUUUACUCGCGUGUAUACGUAAGCAUACCGUAUAAUUUUGGCCCGUGUGAUACUCUAGGGGGCCUGUCGAUUACGAAAAAUUACGGAAGAAAUUCUUUUGAAAGAAAUCUCGAGUAAUCUUUAUAUGUAUAGUGCGAAUAUAAUAUAUCCAGAGCUAGGCAAUACUGAAAGUUCCUAUCAGAUGACUAUUCUCUAGCGUAAGGGAGAACGUGACUAAGAAAAGAAAAGAAAAAAAAAAAAAAAA
Molecule: messenger RNA, 10467 nt
Organism: Apis laboriosa (Himalayan honeybee)
Lineage: Eukaryota; Metazoa; Arthropoda; Insecta; Hymenoptera; Apidae
Gene: zfh2
Product: zinc finger homeobox protein 4
Exons: 9
Coding region: 606-9875 (3089 amino acids)
Biological process (GO): regulation of transcription by RNA polymerase II
Cellular component (GO): nucleus
Molecular function (GO): zinc ion binding; RNA polymerase II cis-regulatory region sequence-specific DNA binding; DNA-binding transcription factor activity, RNA polymerase II-specific
Source: RefSeq, a predicted model, not a curated record